Messenger RNA from Pelodiscus sinensis (Chinese soft-shelled turtle), 1377 nucleotides. It is a transcript of the gene EMP3, whose product is annotated as epithelial membrane protein 3 (MAM blood group). Gene Ontology annotation, cellular component: plasma membrane. The record is from RefSeq and is a predicted model, not a curated record. Lineage: Eukaryota; Metazoa; Chordata; Testudines; Trionychidae.
CUUCACCGGGCACACGCCCGUCCCGUCCGGCCCCUCCCUGCUGGGGCGGCUGCCAGGGGUAGGGCUGGGGGUGGAUUCAGACAAGCAGAGAGGAAUAGAGAGACAGCCGGCGCGACAGAGGAGAGACCCCCCAGCCCUUCUGCAGCACCAGGACUCACCAUGAGCUUCCUCCUCUUCGGCGUGACGGCCCUGCACGUCUUUAUCCUCGUGCUGCUUUUCGUCGCCACUCUGGACAAGUCAUGGUGGGUGCUGCCGGAUGAGGAGACCGUCAAUCUCUGGUACGACUGUCUGUACGACAACGCCACCCAGAGCUGGAUAUGUGCCUCGGUGUCUGAAAGCCAGUGGCUCCAAGCUGUCCAAGGCCUCAUGGUCCUGGCUCUGCUCUUCUCCAGCUUCGCCUUCAUCCUCUUCAUGUACCAGCUCUACACCAUGGAGCGCGGGGGCCUCUUCUACGCCACAGGCAUCUGCCAGCUCCUGGCCUGUCUCUCAGUGUUCACAGCUGCCUUGAUCUAUGCUGUCCACGUGGGGGAAUUUCACCAGAGCCGGCAGCAAGGCGGCUCCUUCGGCUACUGCUUCGUACUGGCCUGGCUGGCCUUCCCCCUGGCCCUGAUCAGCGGAAUCAUGUACAUCCACCUCCGCAAGAGAGAGUGACUCCCGCCGCGGGGGGACUGCUCCUGACCACAGCCCUUGCCAGGGGGAGUCACUGCCAUCGGCUGAUCUCUUCCCCACAGCGGCCAGGCUGUCACACAGCACUGUGGCCCUGGAGCCGGCGUGGUCCCACCCAGCUCCCUUUGCCUUGUCCACACUGAGGCACGUGGGGUCGGGUCCCCCUCUGCAUGGGCACCUUCCCUCCUGCCCAUGGCCAGAGCUGCCCCCUACCCCAUGGCUGGCCCACUGUGGGCAGGACAUCCCGCCAGCUAGGAGCGACACUGUCCAAUCGGCUCCCUGACCAGGCAGGGAAUGGGAGCCCCCUGGUCCUGCCUUUACAGUCCCUAGGCCCCAUUGUUUGACCUUGCCUGGCAAAGAUGGGGAGAGGCUUCAUUGCACCCCACUCCGAGUGUGGUUUACAAAUCUGGGGACCUUGCCUGCUUUGCCACCCCUGGCAAAGAUGGGGAGGGGCUUAAAGCCCUUGGCUUCACUCCAGUUGGCAGUUCCACAGUGCAAAGCCCUCCUCCCCUCCACAGGCAGGAGAGGGAUACCAGGGGGGUGGUCCGGGGAAAGUGGGGGGGACACCCCUCCUUCCACAAAGCAGAUAUUUCCAAGCUCCACAGGGAGCCUUCCUUCAGCGGCAUUUCAGCCACGGUUUUGUUCGCACCCAGCCCCGAGAACCAGCCUCUGGCAUUUAUACUUUUGGACAAUAAAAGAUAAUCUUAUCUA